CUCCAUUUUCAUGGCUCCUGGACGCGUGGCGAAGGGCGAGCUCCUGUACGGCGUGUUCACACCGCAGUGCUUUGACGCAUACUUUACGCGCUUCGACUUCCUCCAAAUCGAGUGCGGGAAGGCUGUUGUGUCCAAGCUUCUUGGGUACCUCAUCAUCCUUGGCAGCUUCAUCUUGAAGCUGCCCCAAAUCCUCAAGAUUGUAGCAGCAGGCAACGUUGCCGGGCUCAACCCGUCGUCGUUCUACCUCGAAGUCAUCACGUUCCAAGCGUCUGUUGUAUACAACGUCCUCAAGGGGUAUCCCAUCAGCUCGUGGGGUGAAUCGGCCGUCAUUUUGAUCCAGAAUGCGAUCCUCGUCCUCCUGUUGUGGCACUAUUCUGGUGCGGCCAAGUCGACACAAUUCCUGGGGGUCGUCACAUUUGUGGCGUUGGGCGCUGGGAUGUUUUACCUUCCAUCCGAGUUCAACUGGUUGCUUCCGUCCGCAAGUAUUCCGUUGUCCGUCAUGGCGCGCAUUCCUCAAAUUAUGUCCAACUUCCAGCAAGGGCACACGGGGCAACUGGCGUUCCUGACGCUGUUCUUGAACUUUGGUGGGUCGGCCGCCCGGUUGUUCACGACUCUCCAGGAAACGGGGGAUCAAGUCGUUCUGUUUGGGUUUGCGAUCUCGAUGCUUCUCAACGGGACCUUGUUGGCCCAGAUUGGUCUCUACUGGAGCGCGACAGAAGCCGCGAUGGCCAAGGUCAAGGCUAAGAAGGCGCAUUAAGCGCCGUGGAGAGUUUUUGAAGCAAGAAAAGAAUAAUCUGGGCACUUUUGAAAAUCGUUUCGGAACUAAAUCAUCGCAUUAACGAAAUAGAUGAUCACCGGGACACAGUGUCGUGCUUGGGACGUUUGAACACUGCGGGAAAGUCGUCCACAUGGAGGAACGUGAUCAGCUUCGGCUUGCCAAGCGCGCUGUGGUAGCGCACCAUGGGCCCCGUGUGCUUUGCUUUGGGCAUGAUCUCGUCCACGAGGCGCUUCUCUUCUUCCAGUCGCUCUAGUCGAUUCAGCGACGCAGUGUUCUGCACCUCCGUCAACACGGCUUCCUUCAGCAGUUGUUCCUGCGUCAUUCGCACAACGACCUUGGCAACUUUAUCAUGCAUAUUGCGUGCUUCCUCUGUGUACUUUUGCUGGAGCUCCUGCGACAAGAACCGCUUCUGGACGGUCGACGAUCGAACAGCCAUGGGUUCGAUUGGACCCGCAGGGGCAGUUGGAGUCGAUGCGGCUGGUGGACAAGAGUAUGUAGGUGUACGAGGAGUCGAACGAAGUGGACGUUGAUGCAAUAUCUUCGGUGCUCGGGUUUUCGCCCUUCGAUUCCGCUCCACGUCUCCGUCGUGGAUAUCCUCGUCGGGUGCUUCCUCCUCGUCGAAGUCCGAAUCCACGAUAUCUUCCUCCUCGGCUUCGCUCACGUAGUCCUCGUCCUCAUCGUCAUUCCACACUUCAUGGCUCCAGAACGCUUCGUCUGCCUCGGCUGCUUCACCGAUCAACUUGUUGAUACGCGACCCUCGAUUCGCGCGAUUUGGCAACGACGCCAUCUCGCAACGGACGCAAG
Messenger RNA from Aphanomyces invadans, 1582 nucleotides. RefSeq lists its product as hypothetical. NCBI's taxonomy places the organism in Eukaryota, Oomycota, Saprolegniomycetes, Saprolegniales, Verrucalvaceae. The record is from RefSeq and is a predicted model, not a curated record. The transcript has 3 exons. The coding region runs from base 11 to 757 and encodes 248 amino acids.